AUGUUUUUAUUUAUUUUUACUUCCUUUAUUCUUAUUAAAUCAACAUUAUCAUCACCGUCAUCAUCAUCAUUAAAUACAUUUAUUUUUUCUGCAGCAUCUAAUACUUACAUUUCAUUUGAUUCAUGGCAUCCAUGUCUUACAGGUUAUGUACGUUUUGAUAUACGAACAAAUUCAAAAGAUGGUACACUUGCAUAUAUUGAUGAUCGUGGAAAAUUUGAUUUUUUUUAUUUAAAAUUACUCGAAGGUAAACCUCGUCUUUUAUUUAAUUUGGGCAGUGAUCGACAAGCUAUAAAUGUUAAUAUGAAAAUAAAUGAUGAUAAAUGGCAUACAAUAUUAAUUAAACGUAAUGGACAAACAACAACACUUAGUAUUGAUAAUGGUUAUGCACAAAAUUCAACAGUAACUCAUUCAGAAGAUUUAUAUUUUGGUGGUGCAACUUAUAAUGAAUAUGAAUCAUCACCAUUCUAUUUCGGGGGUAUUCCAGCAAUAUUAGAACGACCAAGCUCAGGAAAUUUAUCUUCAUUUGAUGUCUAUAUGCAACCACGUUUUCGAGGUCAAUUACGUAAUAUAAUCUAUAAAAAUUGUACAAAUUCUCAUCUUAUUCAACCAAUUCAUACAAGUAUAUCCGGUGGUGUUUCAUUAAUUCCAGAUCAUCAUUGUUCAGGAAUAAAUUGUAGUAUUGGUAUCUGUUUAAUAACUGAUGAUAGUUAUAGAUGUCUUUGCGAUGAAACGAAUUAUCAAGGUACGCAUUGUCAAAAUGAACGUCGAACAAAUGAAUUAACAUUUCAAGGCAAACAAUAUUUUAAAUAUGAUUUAUUAGAUUCAAUAUUAAGUUCAAAUGAAAUAAUAACAUUUGAAUUUAAAACAAAUCAUUAUAAUGGUCUUCUAUUUCAAUUAAUUGAUUCACAAAUUUAUAUUAAAUUAAAACAAGGACAAUUAUUAAUUGAAUAUCGUUUAAAUAAUAAUUCAUGGCAUGAAUCAUUAACAAAAGAUCUUUAUUUAAUCGAUAAUCAAUGGCAUUAUGUACAAAUUAAACGUAAAUCUGACCAAAUAAUAAUACUUAUUGAUCAACAUUAUUUAACAUUUGAAAAUGAUAUGAAAAUCGAUCAAUUAUUUCGUUUUAAUGAAAUUUUUAUUGGAGGAAAUCAUCAAUUAAAUAUAGAAAAAUUUCAUGGUUGUAUAAAAGAUAUUUCAAUUAUAUUUAAUGAAAAUUUAAUAAUUGAUCUUAAUAAAUCAUCAAUAAAUAUUCAUGAAUAUGGUUUAAUACGUAACAAAAAUUGUAAAUCAUUAAUAAAUCCAAUACAAUUUCUUACUCAAUCAUCAUAUAUAUCAUUUCAAUUAAAAAAUAUAUCGAAACAAAUAUCAAUAUCAUUUCGUUUUGAAACAUAUUCAUCUGAUUCGAUACUUUUAUAUAGUCAAUCGAAUCAAGAUUUUCUUGGUUUUGAUUUAAUUGAUGGUUUUUUAUAUUUUACAAUUAAUACAAAUAAAAAACGACAUAGACAAGAAUUAUUUCAACAACGUUUUAAUGAUGGACAAACACAUUAUAUUCAAACAAAUAUAAGAAAUUAUCAAGGUGGAUUAGAAUUUAAUAUUACAAUAGAUUAUAGACAUGAUAUAAAUAUAUUUCUUGAGAAUAUUUCAACAGAAAUAUCAUUACUUUCAUUAACAAUUGGUGGUAUAAAUCCUUUGCCACGUCGAUUACCAACUAAUUAUUUUUCUGGUAUAAUGAAUCGUGGUUUAAUCGGUUGUUUUUUCGACCUUGAAAUAAAUAAUAUAUUAGUUAAUCUCACAAAAUAUAUUAAUUAUACAAAUAAUACAAUAGCACCAAAAAGUGGUCCAUGUUCGACAAUAUUAUCUACAAAACGUGAAUGUUUAUGUGAACAUAAUGGUGAAUGUCAAUUAAGUAGUAGUGGUACAUGGUCAUGUGAUUGUUCGAAAACUGGAUAUACAGGGCUACGAUGUGAACAAAUUGCAUAUCAUUUAGAUUUAAAUCAAACUCAAACAUAUGAAUUCAAUAGUAAUUUACAAUGGAGUGAAUAUAUUAAUGAUAUUUCAUUUGGAUUACAGGCUAUGCAUGAUCAAUUGAAUUUUCUUCAAAUUCGUGCAUGUCGUUUAUCAACGAAUUGUGAUUCAAUUGAUUUUUCUAUUAUUAAUGGUCUUUUACAAGUGAAUUUUUAUUUAUUAAAUCUAACAAGUGAAUAUCCAUUUUUACUCGAUAAUCAAUGGCAUUCAAUACGUUUACAACGUUUUGAUAAAAAAUCUUUAUUACAUAUUGAUAAUCAUAUAAGACAACAACAUGUCAAUAUAAAUUCUUUUAAUUCAUCAUCAUUACCAUCAACUAUAUGGAUAGUAUUUAUGGGUGAGAAACAAAUUCGAAUAGAAGAUUUACGCUUAUAUGAUCAACCAAUUUAUUCAAAAUUAAUCGCAAAUAAUCAAGAUGAACAUAUGAAAUUUAAAUAUCGAUUAAUGAAACCAUUAAAUGCUAUUUCAUUUAAUGAUCAAUUAAAUUCUUAUAUAGAAUUAAAAUUAAACGAUAUUCUUUGUCAAGAAUGUCAACUAUAUAGUAUUUACUUUCAAUUUCGUACAACAGAAUUAAAUGGUGUUUUAUUAUUUGCAAUGAUUCGAACAGAUAAUAAUCAUAAAAUCAGUUCGUCUUCAAAUAAUUCAAUUCAUCGAAAUAAUCAAUAUCUUAUAUUAAAACUAGUCAAUGGUCAACUUCAUUUAAUAAUCCUUCAACCAUCCUUACCUAAAAAUGAUAAUGAAGUUUAUAGAAUUCAAUCAAAUAUUACACUUAAUAAUAAUCAAUGGCAUCAUAUAUCUCUUUAUCGUGCUAGUAAUUAUCAUCUUGAAUUACAAAUUGAUUCAACUGAAUAUUAUCUUUCAACAUCAUUAUAUUUUCUUAAUAAAAUAUAUAUUGGUCGUCCAAUUGAAAUCGAUUUUUUAAAUCAUUUAUUAACUAUAAAAGCUUGUUUUGCAUCUUUAACAAUUAAUCGUCAUUCAAUAAAUUUACGUGAAUAUAUUAAACCAAAUACACAAAUUCGAAAUGAUUGUUUUCUUGAUUCUCAAUGUCCAUUACAACAAUGUCGAAAUACUGGUAUUUGUCAGGAUCGUAUUCACUGUAACUGUCAACAUACAAGUUUUCAAGGAAGAUUUUGUACAAAUUUUAAAUUAGGUUACUCAUUUGAUAAUUAUACACCUGGUUUAGUAUUCAAUCAACCAUAUAAUAAAGAAAAACAAUUUUUACUAUAUAGAAUUUCAUUUGGAAUAAUAACAAAAAUGAAUAUUGCUGAAAUUAUACGUAUAAAUGAUCAAUUAUCUAUUGAAAUAUAUUAUGGAUUUAUACGAAUUAAAUUAAAUGAAAAUGAUUAUUUAGAUAAUAAUCGUUUGAUUAAUGAUGGUUAUUAUCAUUUAAUACAAAUUACAUAUGAUAUAACAGGAUAUUUAUCUUUAAAUGUUGAUAAUAAAGCAGUAAUAAAACAAUUAAAUUAUAAAUUAGUAUUUGAUAAACCAUUGGUAUUAUUAAUUGGACAAAAUCCAAUAUUUACAUAUCCAUUUCAGGGUCAACUCUAUGGUCUUGAAUCUGAUAUUUAUUCUAUAUUUGAUUUAAUAUCACAAACAUUCCAACGUAUUUCAUUCACACCUGUUCGAAAUACAUCUCUGCUGUCUUUUUCAUCACCUAUUAUUUAUCCAUCGUAUCGAAUCAAAGAUGAUUUUACGCGUUCAUCAUGUCCAUAUCAACCAAAUGAUGAUAUUUGUAUGAUAAUAUCUGAUACAAAUUCAAGUUUAUUAUCAUAUUCGAAUGUAACAAGUCAAGUAUCUCUUCCUAAACGAAUACCAUCUCGAUCUACAAUUAAAGUAACAUCAAGAACUUCCGUAAUAACUUCAACAACAUCCUAUCAACUAUUAACUUCUCAUAUAUUAAAUUCAACAAAUCUUAGUGAUAUUCCAGCAUUAAUUGUUUCAAUUCGUACACCCGAUACAAAUCGAUUUCGAGAUAAAUUUUAUUGGCAAUAUAUUUGGAUAUUUGCUAUAUUUUUUCUAUGUAGUAUUGUAUUCUGUAUGAUAUUAUGUAUCUGUGCUUGUAUGAAAUAUCGUCGAAAAGAUGCAGGCGUUUAUGAACUUGAAGAGACACAACGAUUUCGACCAUUAAUUGUUGAAAUACCGUCAUCACCCGGUGAAUAUAAUCAACAAGGAUUAAAUUCAACAAAAUCUCGAACAAAAAAACCUAAUAUCAAAUCACAUUCACGACGCAAACGUAAAAAAUCACCAUUAUUAACAGCAGAUGACCAGCGAGAAUUUUAUAUUUAA
Messenger RNA from Adineta steineri, 4308 nucleotides. NCBI's taxonomy places the organism in Eukaryota, Metazoa, Rotifera, Eurotatoria, Adinetida, Adinetidae. The record is from the annotation of a GenBank genome assembly.